This is a messenger RNA of Thlaspi arvense, 387 nucleotides long. Lineage: Eukaryota; Viridiplantae; Streptophyta; Magnoliopsida; Brassicales; Brassicaceae. The record is from the annotation of a GenBank genome assembly.
AUGUUGUUAAGCAUUGGUAUGGACCAGACAAAUGAAGAAUACUUGUUUAAGGCGUUGAAUCGAGCAAAAAUGGUUCUUGACUCAUCAGAUCUAAUGCUUGCAGAUUUCUCCAGCUAUGCUGAUAUCUCCACUACUCCGGUAAUAGAGGAUUCGCUUGACGAUGAAUACAAGUAUUGUCGGUCAAACGAAUUUGUCGGGCCUCUCGAGAUAAGAGUAGUGAAUGACGGGACAUUUGACUCUCUUAUGGACUUGGCAAUCUCAAAGGGUGCUUCGGUUGCUCAAUACAAGACGCCCACAUGCAUCACAUCUGAAAAGGCCUUAGAAAUACUGGAGGAAAAUGUGGUUGCUAGAUUCUCCAAUAUUCGAAGUGUAUCUGAUGCUGCUUAG